Paramecium primaurelia is the source of this 149-nucleotide messenger RNA. The record is from the annotation of a GenBank genome assembly. NCBI's taxonomy places the organism in Eukaryota, Ciliophora, Oligohymenophorea, Peniculida, Parameciidae.
UCUAUAGGCCUGAGUUUAACGCUAUCGAACAUAUGUUUAGAUGGAUUAAAAGAAAGUUACAUAACUUCAUAAUUUAUCUAAUAAAUUCAUUUAAUCAUCAAUCUGCUUCUACACCAAUUGAUAUCAAAUUGGUGUAGAAGCAUUUAUGA